UAAAAAGAAAUAAAAUUAAGCCGGUGCACUAAAUUUUUUUGUUACUAAUUUACGCCUGCUUGCCAUUUUCUUUUCGUCUAUUUUUAAGUGCGCAUGCCUUCACUUUGCUUCGUGUGCUUCGUCGCUUUAUAUUUAAAACUAAAGGGGACACGGAUCCCUCCCUUGCAUGAUCUCUCUCUCGUCGCGUAGACGCUCAUAGGAUGCGCAUUGUUUCAGAAACAGAUAAACUGUCAGAUAUUUCUACCGCUUUUGUUAUCUACAGGAACAGAGCAUGACGCAGAAAAAAUGAUACUAGUGCUUCAAGCGAGUUUCUUCUACGUGAAUUCACAAGUAUCUUUCUGAGUGUACGCAUCUGUAGCAAUAUAAUUGUAAUAUCGCAGUUUGGCAGUUUUUUCUCUCUGUUAUUAGCGUGUUUUUAUUUUUAUUUAUCUUUUUUUUUUUUGAGUAAAUUGGAUGUGAAAUGAGACAAUCGACGUAUGUUAUACAACAAACGAUAAUAUUAAUAUCGAACAACAACAAAAGAAAUAAAAAGAAUAAUUUGUCUGCGACUGCAAAAGCUGGUUUCUAUCUUUUCAUGAAAAAACUCUUCUCGCUGUUGCAGGUAAGUAGAAUAAAUUUUUCUUCCUUUCGGAUUUCUCGUUUGUCUUCACGGCAAAUUACUAUCGUGUUACAAAAUAAUCAAAAUACAACGAGAACGCUCGAUCGAUUGCAGAUGAUACAAUUGGUCGCGCUAUUAAUAACGGUCUGCACUAUUGGGUUUUUUUUAAUACUGACAAAUGUAACGCAAACUUUACGCGUGACGACGAACAUAGAGCCGGCCGCAUCGCCGAAGUAUAUAUCAUCAAACUACACAUCUACCGCGCACAAUGUCGAGUCCGAAAUCCCACAAGUUGCGAUGUCGCGGAAUCAAAUAGAAGAUGCUAGACGAGACUUGGAAAACAGAAAGCAACGAAUAACUCGCAUGUGCGAGACUAUCGGCAAAAGAAAGCCGCACUUGGAUGCCGCGCUGACGAAUAUGAUCGUCGAUACAGCACACAACGUGUCAUGGUGUCCUAUAUACAAGGCGGCAAGUUCUAUGUGGAUGACUUACUUCGUUAUGUUGAAAGGUGUGCUAACGGACACUACUAAGGAUCUGAUACGUCGCGAUCUCAUUCAGGUCAAUAAUAUCGUAAGACAGAAGUUUCCGCGCGACGCGGAUCUCAACAGAACAUACAAGAAGAUAAGACAAACAAGAAAGUUCCUGAUUGUGCGACACCCGUUGGAACGUCUCUUGUCCGCAUACAGAGAUAAACUGGAGCACAUGCAGGGACGCGAGUAUUAUUACAAACGUUUCGGCCGCCGUAUUACACUCAGGUAUCGCGAACUCGACAACGUUAAUGUGACCGCGAAAUUGGAGCCGACAUUCGCGGAAUUUCUGCGCUUCAUUGUCAACGAGAAACAUUUCGACGAACAUUGGGCGCCGUAUUAUCUCACCUGCGAACCCUGCGCGAUCCAAUACGACUAUGUCUUGAAGUUCGAGACUCUGGACAGAGAUCAGAACUUUUUCAUGCAGGACGCCGAUCUAAGCCGAUAUCUGUACGAGAAAAACUAUCCGCGAAACAUCAAUCCAUACGGUGCGACUACCAGAGAAAUACUCGCCGAAUAUAUCAAGGAGAUACCGCAAUUGCUCCUUGACAAAAUCUAUAAGAUCUACAAGAAUGAUUUUGAAUUAUUUGACUAUUCAUUGCCUUGAUGUUAUUUUGUAUUGUAAUAAUAGGCAGCUGUGAUAGUUACAUGUAAAUAAAAACUUUUGUCUUAAAUGCAAUUUACGUACAAAAAUCUUCCAAAAAGUUCCAGACUAAUGAAAUUUGAAAACAUGUAUUUACGUUUCUUUCUUUUUCAGAUUAUGUAAAUUUUUAGUCACAUGAAAAAAAUACAUAUAAAUAAAA
Messenger RNA from Pseudomyrmex gracilis, 1928 nucleotides. RefSeq names its product carbohydrate sulfotransferase 11-like. The record is from RefSeq and is a predicted model, not a curated record. Gene Ontology annotation, molecular function: sulfotransferase activity. Gene Ontology annotation, cellular component: membrane. Gene Ontology annotation, biological process: carbohydrate biosynthetic process. The coding region runs from base 461 to 1732 and encodes 423 amino acids. NCBI's taxonomy places the organism in Eukaryota, Metazoa, Arthropoda, Insecta, Hymenoptera, Formicidae. The transcript has 3 exons.